UGAGUUUGACGUACGUAGCCGUGCGUCCGCGCAUCUACAGUAUAUAGGCCGGCUUGACAGCUGGUGGUUUGUUUGUUACUCUAAACAACAGAAGCCGAUGCUCUUUAUUGUUGCUGCUUUUUAUUUCUCAUGGAGAGUUAUAAAUGAUUGUGCGCGGUACUUGCAAAUGAGUUUUGCCCGACAUGGUUAUUACCUCCAAAGUUCAUUACUGCUUGUUUGUGGUGAAAUUGUUUUGGCGCGGUCGAGCUUGCAAGAAAAUUUACUGUGAAGCGCAAAAGUUUGUCGCCGUGGAGAAGUGAUUCAGUUCGUUAAGAAAAGCCUGGAUAUUUCCUUAAAGAAUUCCUUUGCAGUCCUUCCGCAAAUAGCAAAGAUGAUCCGGGACUACGUGAUGCUGUUGUGUCUUUGUACGGUCAGCGGUAAAGAAGGCUACUUUUGGCACAUCAGCGAUAUACACUUCGACCCAAGCUAUUCCAUCCAGGGCAACGGCGAUGGAAAAUGUUGGAGUCCAAAGAGUCGUGCAGGUUUAAAUGACAAAAUGCCAAAUGCAGGACCUUACGGGCAUUACAAUUGCGAUUCACCUUGGGCUUUAGUAGAGUCGGCAGCCAAAGCAAUGAAGACUAUCCACGGCGACAUCGAGUUCGUUUUGUGGACCGGCGACACCCUGUCAAAGUACAGUGGCAGCACGGACGAAUCGAGGAUGCGAUAUUUAAAGAACAUCUCUGAUCUACUGUCUCACACAUUCACCGGGCAAUUCGUCUUUCCCGUACUGGGUCACGAAGAUGCAGGACUGAACUUUUCGCGAAUAGCCAAUCUCUGGAGAAAUUGGCUGCCAGACGAAGCUCUCGUCACUCUGCGAGAAAACGGCUACUACACGAUCGAGCAACGCUCCAAGAAUUAUCAGAUAAUCUCGCUUAAUACAAAUCUGUGGCUAAGUCCGGUGUCGGACAACCGCAUGCCAGUGAGUCAACAGCAGCAACAGCAGCAGCAGCUACAGCAGCGUAUCGUCAAUCAGCCAUUAGCGUCAGCAAUGUCAUCAAGCUCAGAUCCAGCCAACCAGUGGCGUUGGUUCGACUCGGUGCUCAACACCGCGCGCAAAAAAGGAAAAACUGUGUUCAUAGUGGGCCAUACACCACCUGGUAUCGACGACCGGGAAUCCGGGACUGGUGGCAUCACCGAGGAGCACAACGCACGCUAUUUGCAAACGGUACGCCAAUAUGCCGACAUGAUCCGUGGACAAUUCUUCGGCCACUGGCAUUCCGAUAGUUUUCGCGUCAUGUACAGCGACGAUGAUGAGCCAGUAUCGUGGGCAAUGAUGGCGCCGAGUAUCACUCCGUACAGAUCUGGAGGGCCAAAUAAUCCCGGCCUGAGGCUUUACAAAUUCGACAUUGAUACCGGACAGAUACUCGACUACUCGCAGUAUUACCUGAACUUGCCAGAGGCGAAUUCAGGUAAACGAGCAAACUGGCGGCACGAGUACAACUUGCGUGAAUACUACGAGCUUCAAGAGAUCACGGCGCUUAGUCUACACGACUUGGCCGAUCGAUUUACUCAGACCAAUGACAACGCUUUCGUCAGGUACUACGCAGCAAACAGGGUAUCUCUGCCACGCGAAGUGGAAGAGAUCUGGGGUUGCGGGGGCGCGUUAAACGGGCUUUGCGCGCUGCAACACUACUGCACGGUCACUCGGCUGACUUCGCGCGGCUACGCCAGCUGCGUCUCAUCCUAUGCCUACGCAUUGGCUUCGGCAAUAUCCACAUCAUGGCUCCUAUUGACCGUCCAUCUACUGUUAAUGCUAUCACGGUAGGACUGCGAAGCUGUUAUCAUGAUAAAAUCCCUACGUUUCUGUCAGCUACAUGUAACCCAAGAAGACUGAGUUUAGUGAAAGUCGCGUUAAAACUACGCGCUCGCUUAAUUACGAAGAGUGUGAAAAAAGUAAAUAGAGUAUAACCACGUUUCUUUUCCUUUUUCGUUGCUUCAUGUCGAAGUUUUUGAAAUUAAAAUAAAUAUUCCAGAUAAAGAAGGGUCGCACACGAGACUACGCCAAAGUCAGCAUUUGUCUCUGUUCCUUCUGUUAUUCGUUCACUUUGAAAAUAUAAAACGGCGUGGUUUGACUGCCGUCACGCGAGAUAUAUAAAUCCCAUGAAUAAUAAUAGUCAAAGGAAUAUAUGAAUGUGUAACGCGAUGUUUUUCGCAAGAAAAAAUAUAUAUAGCUCUAACUAAUGUUCGUUAUAAAUAAAUAUGGCAUGUGCGAGAAAGAUGAGAGCGAACGGGUGAUAUUUAAAUGUGUUCGUUAUUGUGUUUGAAAAUUAUAAAGAAUGAGAAUGUUUGAAUGUUCGCCAUUGACGAUAUUGACAAUUUUGCAAUGGAUAAACUAUUGUUGACUGGAUCUGCGUAAUAAUUCAACAGAAGGCUCCUAUUUAUAUAAGUAGUACUUUUAUUCUAGCGAUGCUAUCGGGUUGUCUCGGCCUGAGCGUUUUGUUCAAGUUUAAAUAAACUGCCAAUUUAGACUGCCAUAGACUAGCUGUCUCGUUUCUAAGUUAAUAUGGGAAUGACUAAUGGAUUUGCGGGUUAUUGAGUCAAAUUCUUUCGUCCAUUUUCGAUCGCGGUAGAACGCGGCUUCAUCGGCAGCAACAAACGAAAAUUCUGUUUAAACAAAUUAAAGCUAUAUUGGUAGUGACAGACCGCAAUUAACCGUGUAAUGGCGACAAUGCAUUUCGAUCUUUUAUUAAUAGGGUAUCGAUCGUGGUCCGCAGGUGCUAAUGCCGUUUUUUCUUUCCUGUAGACGCUCGAAGAUGCACUCGCCGUCGGCUCAUGAAAAUUCAUGAGAGCUUGAUCUGUCUUUAGGACAUAUAUACCGUUUCUAAUUGUUUACCGAGUAAUUUAUUUUACUUAGAUGUAGUUAGCUCGGGUACAAAGAUCCUGCAAAGAAAUUAAUGUCCUUUUGUCCACUCAGAAAACGACUGCGAUCUAAGUACACUCGUGUUUAUCGCCGUCAAACACAGUAGUGCAGCGCCAACUGUUUAUCCCAAGUACACACGCGAAAUAACGAACGGCCCAGUGGCCACCAUAUAAUUUUGAGCGUGCCCACGGAGUACUAAUAACACGCUCGUUCGCGCUCUCGGGAAAACAAUUUUCGCUGCCUCUAAAAUAAACUCGCGCGCGAGUGAAAGACAAAGAAACGAAGUAAUCAUAGCUUUGAUAUAACUGCGUUGGAAAAUACUGCGAAUCAAUUUUAGCGACACGCGAAAUUCCGGUGAUUUCUAAAUUGAUUGUUCUAGACAGAUAAGAUUAUUUUGUCGAAGCGAAAGUGAGCAGAAUUUAAGUGUUAUUGCGCGUGUGAUCAGGAGCGUGGCUGAGUGUUAUAUCCAAUGUAUUGUUGUUGAUCGAACGAGACUGUUCAGCUACAAAAAACAUUCGGGUGUACUGUCGCGAAUCCUCGUGUAACCUAGUUAUACAUGUGAAAUGUCGAAGAAUAUCCUGCACCAAACUGCCAUUGUCGAACGAAAGGAUAUUAACGCAAAGGUCGAGUGAAGAAGCCUAAACGAAGAAACGAAAGAAAAAGUAUGAGAAAAAAAUUAAAUGCUCGUUGAAGUACUUGUAAAUGGAUAUUGUAUAUCUAUAUAU
Phymastichus coffea is the source of this 3624-nucleotide messenger RNA. RefSeq names its product acid sphingomyelinase-like phosphodiesterase 3a. Lineage: Eukaryota; Metazoa; Arthropoda; Insecta; Hymenoptera; Eulophidae. The coding region runs from base 371 to 1804 and encodes 477 amino acids. The transcript is spliced from 10 exons. The record is from RefSeq and is a predicted model, not a curated record. Gene Ontology annotation, molecular function: hydrolase activity.